Amoebophrya sp. A25 is the source of this 31382-nucleotide messenger RNA. Lineage: Eukaryota; Dinophyceae; Syndiniales; Amoebophryaceae. The record is from the annotation of a GenBank genome assembly.
CUUGUGGCCGCAGAUUGAGUUUCUCUUUGGUGCGAACGAUCGAUAGAUUGCAAUAGUCUGGAGCAGCGCGACGAAUUAGCUGUAUGGAACUUUUUGAGUAUUUGUAGUUACAAAACAUAGUCAGGCUGUUUUUGUCGUAGCCUCAAUCUCUUCAGUGAGUAUCAGUAUUUGCUUCUAGAACAACCAUCAUUGUGAACGGGGUCAAAGAAUGAAGCAAAGACGUGAUGGUACAUAUAUCAGGGACGACUAAGGGUAGCGCAAUUCUACAAUUCUUGAAAAAGAGAAGAAGGAAAGAAGGGCCGCCUGCUAUUUGAAGUCUCUUCAAUUUUCCACGAAUGAGCACACUACUACUACUACUACUACUCCUACUACUACUACUUUCAGGGCACUUCGACGCCUUACGUCUCAGCAUCGUUCUCGUAGCUGAUGUUGUCACGUAUGGUCGAUUAUAUGUGAACUGGUAGACGACAUACUCUAAGGUGGUGAUUGGAAGGUGGUAGUCAAAGCUAGACAGGAUCCAGAUAUCGGUCGAAAAGAAGAAAAGCAAAUCAAAACACGAAUCGAAGAUCCGAACUUAAGACGUGCGAAGAAAGUCGACUUCAAACGUGGAAAUUUCAAUGCGUGCAAUGAUCGAAAUCGUGAUCGAAGUCGACCUUGAGUCUGAAACUUGCUGUUUGAUGAUGAAGUAGAAAGUUGAAGUUGUUGAACGAAAGGUUGUGUAUGAAGUUGUUGAUCAUUUCACUUGGAGAAACAUAGAUCGAAAGUAAAAGAGCCUCAACAAAUCCUCACACAACCCAGCCAAACUUAGGAUUGUAAAUCACUUGGUAAGCCCGUCGGCCUAGGUGUAUAUCAUAUAAAUUGUUGAUUGAUCUCCGAUAUUGAAACAUAACAUCCUUUGCAAGCAUAGUUAUAUCCAAAACUAGAAUUACAUAUAGUUGAACACCGUCCAACCAUAAGCUAAGAACUAAACAAGAUAGUUAGAACGUAACUAGUCCGUAGUGAUCAUUUGAAACAUAUCUUGUUUGUACUAUUGUUGCUGACGCCUCCGCGCAGCUGUAAGUGUAACUGUUGACGCCUUCGCGCAACAAAGGGUUAGUCACUGACGCCUCCGCGCAGUGUUGUUAGUAGUAGUUCGAACCACGAAGAACAGUUACAUAGUUGAUCCCAGACCUUCGUCGGGACUUAAACACGACACACCAAAGUGACGUUUUGGAAAGACAUAAACGAACCACAAAGACUUUGAGUUGUUUAGGUUAGGCCUCCGCCAACCCCUUUCCACACCGUGCGUUGCAAGUAGGUUAGACCUUCGUCAACCGAACAAACCAAAGUUGUAGUUGUUGAGUCCAAAGGAGUGGCUACAACGAUAGUGCAGGUCCCAGAGACUCGGUGUUCUGUAUCUAGCUUCCCGCCUUCCAAGAUCCCGAGCAGAGUAUCGCUCAGCCACUUUUACUUAACCAAGUGGUGGAGAACGGGUGAUGGACGGUUAGCUGAUACAGUAACUAACGGAAAGUAGAUUAGUAAAGUUUAACAUGCAGCUAGGGUUCAAAGCACCGAUUGAAGAAGUUGGGUACGAUUUAUCAGAAGGUUUUAGAGUUGCUGCAUUGUAUAACGAGCUUGAAUCAUUGCACGAAUUAUUGGAAAUAUUUUUUGGCUCUGUGCGUCCGGCAAGGGCUCACUUUGGACCUUCGCUAGAAGAAAUCCAAGAGCUAGGCGCACAGACCCCAAAAGGGGUUCGUGUUUUGGUAAAGAAGACUAACUUGGGAUUAUACGACCGAAUAGAUACGAUCGAGAAUAAAUUAGAAGACAUUGGUUAUUGUUGUGCUGAACUCCUCGCACUGAAAAGGGAACAGCUUUUGUUAGACGGACGCCUCGCCGUGUCUGGCUUACACACUUCUGUUACAGCCGCCCGAAUCUCAGUGCAACAACUGGUCGGAGAUUAUACCUUUGUCGAUCGUUUAGAAUAUAAUACUUGUUCGUUCGCAGCGGGAAAAUUGUCCGAAUUGUUUAAACAUACCCUUAGUUCUUCCAGGUCCUUGAUCUGGACCGAGAUCCAAACUAAAGGGACCGCUUGUCGCGACUAUUUUAGAUCUCCCGGUGGGCUGUAUUUAGAAUAUUUCCAAUUUGCGGGUGGUAGCGUCGUUGAUCGUAACGUUGACCUCGUGCCAACCAAUCGACCCGAGUACCUCCGUGUUAAACGUGAACAACUUUUGAACGAAGGAUAUAAGAAAGUUAAUAUCAAUCAGAUCGUCCGCGAGAACCGAUUUUUUGGAUUAAAACGUGGUCCUAGAUCCACGACACUUAACGGAGCACACGAAGUGCUUUUGAAGGUUUUCCCUACCUUUGUUAUUGAUCAUAUACGGGCUGUCCCCCGGUCUCUCUGGGCUUCUUCGGAAUAAAGAAGUAAAGGAAGAAAAGUAGAUAACCCUUGCUAGACGGUUGGACGGUAUAACGAAUAGAGAACAAUAUGAUUAGCUUAAAACAUGGAACGCUCGCGGUAUAAGAUUGCCUUCGUGGGUGAGUCGAUUCCUGAGAAACUUGACGACGCUAUCCAUCGAGUUAAUCGCGCGCUGCGGAAAGGAACAGUGCAAGUAGUGAAGAAAACAACAAUUGAAACCGUUGUUGCUGAUCCAAUUGCUGAAUCUAGUGGCUCCGAGAGCCCUCAAGCCACUUCGCGUGCCGCAACUCGUCGCGUGUCGGUGCCCAGUUCCGAAGAACCGACGAUUGGGAAAACCCGAGGAGCAAGGCUUGACAGUUCGACUGGCCUUUCGGUUUCGGUACAAGAGGCGGAGCUAACGCAAGGUGCACAACCCGUUUCGUUAACGAAAACUCAGAAACGAAACGCAGCAAAGCGACGUGCGUUGCGCAAACAAGUACUUGUAGAACUCCAAGCUGGGACGAGUGGUUCGAAACCUCCGUUGAGUGACCUGAACCACUUGCGAAACGCUGCGGGACCGUGCUCUGGUUCUGUUGGUAAAGAGGAACGACCACCGUGUCGUUCUGAAUACCGAAGAAAGAACGAGGCACCGCGUCUAGCGGACGUUUUAGUUGGUUCGGAGGCCCCACGAACAACGGGAGCGUGUUCUUCGCGAACAUAUUUCAAGACCAAUUCGCCAGCAAGGACGACGGGAAGUUGUUCAAACGUUGUUCUUUCGCGACCACCGCGCAAUCUGAAUUGCCGCUCGGUGUCAGUCCAGAAUCCCCGGUUUGACCGCCCCCGACCUGGAUUGCUGAUCCUGAAACGAGACAAUUCCCGCAGGUCGCCUGAACGAGAGCGUAGCCCUCGCCGUCGGGCCGAGAAACUUGAUCGACGUUCAAUAUCGAUCCCUCGACCGAAAUUUUCAGCUCCGAGUUCGGAGAUAGGUGCUGAACAACGACCCCAAAAAGGAGUUUCCCUCAAACCGCGAACCGGUGCGGUGCAGGUAAAGAGGCCUUCUUCGCUUUCGUUGUCUAGUUCAGAAGAGCCUGUAGUUGCUCCACCAGUACGAACGACGGUUCCUGAAGCCUCGGAACGCGUUCACCGUCGUCGAUCUCCUGCAUUACCUCGAGGCCGACCUGAUCGCAUCAUUAAGCGGGCCGACCGCUCUACUGGGGUGGUGAACCGAGAAUCUCCUAUUCUCCGUUCUCCGAACGACGUGGUCCAAACCACUCGCGAGAUCCUCCAAAAGAAAACGAGUGAGGAGACGAACCAAGAACGGGAGAUAACUCCCAGAAGGGGUCCAGCGGUCAAUGAGACCGCAUCGGCAAAUUCGAGUUGAGUAUCUGGCGGGACCGAACAACGACCGAGCGGUGGUUUUUGAACAAAUUUCCCAAAGCUCCCUCGUUGCCCCACUCCGAACCCGCGGCAUCAAACUAGUUCGGAACAAGAGAGUAGUUACGCUUUCGUUCGAAAGACAGCUCGGGUUUCAGAUCUUGCCUUUGUGCUACCAGAAAGCCGGACUGACGUAUAACCGCUCCGGGGCCUUGUUGGCAACGAGCGGGCAGAAAGAGCCUGACCUCAACUUAGUUCCUAACGAAAUCACGCCGUUCUUGCGCUGGAACGGCCAAUAUACCUGGUCGGGUGUUGUCGAAGCCGGUCGACACAAGCUCGAUAUCUCGACUUGGAGUUACGAGGCGGUCCGAGUUGAUAAUUGGGUUUCUGUGUGGGAUCCGGAAGAAACACGUUUCUGCCAAUUGCAUCGACUUCGAGUUGGAAGGGAUUACCUCCUUGAGAGUGCGGACGACCCUGAAAGGAUCCUGAACUCUAUUUUUGGACCUCCUCCCGCCCCUGUUAUUUCGGAUAGAGAGUGGUCUGAACUUGGUCGACCUCAUGAGCUCCAGUGGCUUCCGCCCCUCCGGGUCCCCGAAGGACCGCGGGCGAGUUGUUCGCCCAAAGGGACCGGCAAUGGAACCUGACUUGAGCUCUGCAAGAGAAGGUGUUCCACCGGUGGCUCCGUUUGUCCGCGCUGCCCCUAACUCCGGUUCUAGUGUUGCCCCCCGUGCCUUGAGCCAGAAGUUUGAUAGUUUUGGACAUAUUGUGUUCAACUGGAAAGAUCCGCGGCAAGGUCUGCGGAAACUCGAUGGUGCAGACGUUUUCCUCCAAAAGGUCACUUACCGUGGGUCGACGAGCGUCUUUUACGGGUACUGGAAAGACGAAAGUGGACAGACCAACCAAGGCUUCCUUGGUAUGUCUCGCGGUGACCUCGGGCGGUGGAGUUCUGAACUUCGGGUUACCAGUGCCGAUGUUUUACAAGCGGAACUGAACAUUGAUAGUGUCACGACUGAUGAGUUGUUGCAACGCCCUGACGUCGACCCUUCAAGCUGCUUUGUUACACGCGGCCACGAGUUACCUGGAAAUACGAAACGUGUCAUGAACAGUGCGAACACAUUGUUGGAAAGACAUUGUGUGACCACCUCAACGGUGGGACGUUCGUCGAUACUUUCGCCUCCUCCUGAAAUCCGAGCAGAUGAAGCGGCUGGGUCCGGCUCGUCUUCAAGUUCUCGACAGGUUGCACCUGCGGUGGUUCCUCUCCGAGUUUCGUCUUGCUCCGGGGUUGCGAUCGGGGCUUCGCAAGACAGCGUUGAACAGGACGGACAUGCUACCCUUGAAGAGCGUGAGCUGAGUGGUCUGCCUGUGUUGAGAACGACUGAGACCUCGAGAAAAGUUUCGGCACCCUCUCCAGAAACGGUCGGAGACGAAGUCUUUGGUGCCGACCCACAGAUUGAUCAGGUGCCGCCUCCUCCAGAAGACACUGACGAGGACUCCGUUUCGGGGCUGUUGUCUCAACCUGUUGCUUCUGAAAGCCCGGUUGAACUGCGAGUUUCUUUGGAGUCUCAAGUUGAAACCCCGGAUGACUUUGUCAUCUUAAAACCCUCUUUGGAUGGUUCAACUCCUGAUCUCACCGAUAUGUCUGAUUCAAGGAACGAGUCGGGAGGUAGCCCUGAGCAAGCGGACCGGUCCAUUCAGCUUGAAUCUCAACGUUGCGGAAUCGAAGAAAGAACUGCGGGAGGUUUGCUAAAUGAUGGUCUGUCUGUCGUGCCUCCUCCACCUGCUUUUGGCCUGAAUGUUUCGGGGGACGUUUCAAUGGACGUCCUUGAACCUGGUUGCGGGGGUACAGUACCUGCCAUGUAUGAAUACCGGGGACGUCGGCGAAGUUAUGCAGCCCCGAUGCUCCGAACCCGCGAUGUCAGUCCAUAUGGAAAGCCUUUGGUUCGAUCCGCUUCUGCGGUGCCCAUUCUGGACGAACCCACGCCCACGAGUGGAGCUCGGGUCCGCCAAUUGUUGCGGGACAUUUCUCGGUAUGAAUCCCUGGCGUCGAACCUCCGGGCGGAGAUCGCCCGUUUCAGGGACGAACGAGUGCGAUUUUCCCGAUUCCAAACGGUGUUGCAGGACAGGUUGAAUGCGGCCGAAGGCGAGAAAGUCCGAUUGAAGUGGUCGGUCCGCCGUGCGGAAGAAGGGCUUGAGGACGUCCGUUUAGAGCUUGAACGGGCACGAGAAAAGGUUCGUAGUGCUGAUCACUUGCAUUUGGAACAUGGACGUCGCAUUGUUGGACUCGAGACGGAACUGCAAGAAGCUCUAAACAAGGCGUCUGAACAAGAAGCUAAGUAUGAUCGUCGAAACACGGAUUAUAUCGCGCUUUCCAAAGAAGUUGAUAGACUGCGGUCGUUGGUCGGACCGACGACCGUGACCGGGGCGCCCACCGACGCUGAAACCGUGUUGAUAGCGAGGGCCGAGCAAGCUGAGACGCGCGUUCGGGAGUUGAUGGAAGAGUUAAAGUCGGAGCGGAUGCUCUCGACCUCCUACACGAACGAAAUCGAGCGGCUUAUGCAGGCGAACCAAUCUAUGACUGCCAAGCUGACAGCAGAUGGAGAUCACCAAACCGAAUGCGCUCGACUGAGAAUAGAGCUCCAAACGAAACAAAAGUUCUGGGUUGAUAAACACGCUGACCUCUCAACGCAACUUGCCGAACUCGCCAACACGGCUUCACUGGUUCCUGAACUGCAAGAACGGAGUCGGAAGUUGCACGAACAAAACCAGGAGUUAGCUGAAGAUUUGAAAGCGAGCGAAGAACAGGCUGCAGCUUCGGCUUGGGAGCUUGCGAAGGCGCGGGAGACUUGCCGCAAAUUUUCAGAGGAACACGUGCCGUUGCCAGCUGUGGUCCCGAUCUUAACGGCCCGCCCGACCGGAGCUGCUCCUACCAUCCUGGAAACUGCGUUGCAGCGGGCGAAUAACGCUGAAAAACAGCUUCUUUCGACGCGCUCCGAAAACGCUCAAUUGCGUGCUCAGAUACGUGCCGAGAAACUUCGUCUCGCAGUUUCGGGUCCAAACCCUCCGGCAGUUCACUUGACACUCCCGGUCGGAGACGAUGGUGACCCCUUUGCUUCACCUCGGUGCUCAGCUCAUGCGGGAGAUGCAGCGAAAGAGGCCGAUCGAGAGAUGAGCUUGAUCUCCCCGCUAGAGUCGAUAGAAACACUGCAGAACCAAAUCAAAGAACUGACCCUUCGAGUCGAGGCUGCUCGGGGACGGGAGAAGGAGGCCCUCGCGGCGAAGGACUUGUUGGUGCAAGACCACCGGAGUCGCAUCGAUCGGUUGCUGGCCGACCACCAGGACAGGGUAGAGCGGAUGCGUGAAGGGUUUGAAACAGCUCAUCGUGCUUCCGCGUCAGUAGGUUUGGACAAACAGUUGCAGGACUCGAAGUUAGAGUGCCGGUUACUGCGUGAGCAAGUGCUUCAACUCCAGAAUCAAGUUCGGGACAGCGAUUCCGCUCGUGUGGUUGAUGUUGCCCAAUACCGGAAAGAAAGUACCGAGUUGAAGGAAACCCAAAUGCGGUUGGCAGGUAUUAGUAACGACCUUGAUGCUUCCAGAACCGCUUUGCGCGAAUUAGAGGGACAAUAUUCCCUUCUACAAAUUUCUACGGUCCCCAAAUCGGCGUUAGAGUUGUCGGAAGCUCGAAAGGAAAGAGCAGAUGGAACCGUUUCCACUCUCACCGAUGAACUUCGGGAUUUGCGCAAACGGUUCGAACGAGUAAGUGCUGACAAUCAAGCUGCGACGUCCGCUCUCACCGCGCGGGCGCAAACGGCCGAGGACGAAGUUGUGGCUUUACAGGAACUACGGGAACAAAACGAAAAGUUGCAUCAAAGUGAACUCUCGAAAAGGGACGUUGCCUUGGCUGCCCUUCAAGCCGAGAAGGACAGCCUUCUGGAGAAGACUCGAAAUGAACUUUCACACCUCAAGAAACAGCUCAAACAGAGAGAGCGUGACUUUUCCCGUGCUAGUCGCCCGGCGGGGAAUUCGCCUCCGACAACCGACGGUCUGCCGACCUUGUCCCCCCGACGUUCCCUGUCAGCAGGAGUUGUUUCGGCGGGUGUGGGUGGCGCUUCAUCGUUGGCGAGCCUCCCACCUGGACUGCCUAUGGUCACGGCGACGGCUGUAACCCCUCCACUUGCUGCUGCUUUGCCGCCGACUAUGCCGCCCGGUUCUUCAACGCCUGGGUUUGGAGCAACACGUCCGACAGCGCCAACGGGAGAUGAACCCCAACAGGGACAGCAUUGGAAGGGAGCCAGCGUGGGUCAGCAAUCCGAUUUCGUUGUCGAUCCCGCUUCGGGAUUUCAGUGGAACUUAGCUGCUUCUUCGGAUCUGCGGGAAGAAAUCCCUGAUCUCCGUGCUCCUCCUUCUGGUCGAUUAUUUCCUCCGCCUCCGCCGCCGGCUCGGCAGCCCCCAGGUCUUGAGUGGGUUCCGCCACCACCACCGGUGGUCUCUGGACUUGAAGUUGAGCUCCAACGUGUCAAACGUGAAUUGGAAGAGGCCAAAAAGGACCGACAGUCGAUUGCUGAUUUGAAAACCCAAAUCGGGUCCGAACUCAAAGCGCACCUCGAGACUGCGAUCAAACCUCUGUAUAACGCAUCUGGACAAGCUUCCUCUGGAAAUGCGUUUCUGUUGGAAGUGCCGGCGAGCUCUUUGGUGACUGGCGGAUCGCAGGUGGCCGAAACACCAGUUAAGAGCCCCGGCGACCUACGACGGGCGAAACAUCUGGUUGAUAGCACCGUUGAGAGCCCUGAAUCGGCCCUCGAGACCCUCUGCCAACAAACCCGUGAUUCGUUGGCAGAGCUUCCACCUGGACAAGUCGCUUUGCCGUCGGAAGUUGUGGAGGCGCAGUGUUUGCGAGACAGCCUCAUGCCUUCUUCGGUUUCCCGCCCUUACCCGUGGUACAAAGGAAAAGGAAAGAAGCCGCAGUUUGGAGCGGAGACCAAACCUGAAACACGGAAGACACGCCGGAAAGAACGGGGUGCAAACUUGCGCCAGGCGUUCGGUGGGACGUGCGACGAUGUUGAAGAUGCCGCCCUUUCAAUGGAAGAUAGUGAGUCUUGUUGCUCAAGCUCCAGUGCUCUCACGCCGGGCUGGGCUUACACAGAUCCGUUUCCUGAAUACGAACGCCGUCUUGGUGUCCGCCUCGCCGAUGCUUCUGGAGGACUUAAGGGUGGUUGUGAUCCCGAACACUUGCAGCAAUAUACUCGAGCCAAAGACGAGUUACGUUACCUGCGUAAAAUCCGUUCGGACCUCGACCCUUCUGACACCCAGUGCUUUGCGGGAGGGGUUGAUGAGUGUGUCACCACGAAUGUUACCGCCCGCCGCGGGACCGCAAUCCCGGUUGCUUCCCCGGGUUCCAGUUACCAUUCGUUGUUUGCUGCUCCUAAUGACCUUUCUUCCUUGCCUGCUGCCCCUCCGACGUUUGGGAUGAUUCGCCCGAAUACGCAAGGUCCGUGGGACUACCGUCGGAUGGCUUGUGUCGACUCGGACUUGCCUAGACGCUGGCCUGUCCGACAAAGUUUGGCAGCUUUACUGGGCGAAGCGUAUGCACAAUUAUUUGAUGACGAUCUUGGUUUCAAGAGCGCCGGUAGCGGUGGUGUCUCGGUCCCUCCUUUCCGAGCCCAAGUUGUCAACCACACCCGCGAUAGUUGGGGACGACACCAGCAGUACAUGUCUGACUUGCGAGAACGCAUCCAACUCUACCGUUCGCAGAAAUUCCGAAGGGAAAUUUUGAACACGGGUUUGGAGCUCAAAUCCGAAGAAGCCCGACAAGCUCUUCGACGAGCUGACUCGGUCCAGAUGCGACAUGCAAACAAACUCGAACCGUUUUUGGUUUUCGAGACGGCUUUGGCCCUGAUCUGUCAUUUCCAGUAUGACCAUUUGCUGAUGGAGAUUCAACAAGAAUUCUAUUUUGAAGUUGAUAAUACGGGUUUUGCGGCCCGGACGGCAAUGGGCGAAUGGGCUACCCACUACUACACAACGGAGGACAAACUGGACCGCUUUGGUUUCGGCAUCCGCGAUUACACAUAUGGAACGGACAUCUUCUUCGCCAGGUGUGCCACUUUCCAACCUAAUUACCUCAUCGGGUUGGUCGCAAAAACAGUGCAGCGGACGACGGACGAACUUCUAAACGAGCCUCUACCACGUGACUCGAGAGAUCGGCACGCCACGGAUCAACAUGAUAAAGUUUUCGGUGUUAGUCUCCGGAAGUUGGUGAGAUAUUGCAACCAGAACGCCCAAGUUACGCGUGUUAUGGGGCUGGACGUCCACUACGCCCCCGCUAACCGCCGCGGCCGACAUCGAGGUUAUCAAGGUGGCGAUGAAGACCCUGGUGACUGCACCGACACAGUUUUUUGCGCACCUCUUUGUCCGUAUAAUAGUUUGAACCCACACGUGUAUGGACAUUGCGUUGUCCCGUUUGCACCCUCCGCACUGGCCUCAAUGCCCGUUGAAACCCUUGGUUCUUAUGGUCCUGGUGGGUUCGGGUCCAUAGAUGGUAACGGUACACUUGCGCUGAUGAAUGGCCCAAGCGGGUUGCAUAGCGAAAACACCUCGUACGACGCGCUUGACGUGGAAGAUGACCCCGCCGAAGAGUUUCUAUCUGUCACAGCGGAUUACAUGUUCGCAGAAGUACUUGUUGCAAACGCCUGGACCGAAUACGCUGCCAAAGGAGGACCAAAAGGUGGGAAGAAAGGAAGUGGUAAACGCGGGCCCGGGAAAGGUAAGGGACCUCGCGAGAGCCCUAAAGGCGUCGGGAAAGGCAGUUCGGAAAACCGAGUCCGAGGUGACUCCCGGUCUCGAGGACCAGUUGUUCGGUGUCAUUCAACCCUCCACUCGACCGCGGAUCACGAUGCGUCCGAUUUGAUUGGCGGCAUCGGAAAAGCAGCGGGCGUUGUGACGACCGUUACCCAGGACUGCGCUGAUUGCAAAAUUCAUCACAAACUUAUGUACAUCACGUUGGGGGAUGGAAGUGGAGGGCGGCGUUCCCUUUGCCCGACGGCGCUUCGGAAAGUGCGCGCCCGGGCCAACCCGGACCACAACGCGUCCAACCUCCUUUGCAACCGGAUCGCGCCUACUAGUUGUCCUGGAGAGUCUCUCGUAGUCCGAGCUGCCACAAUCGCGGCUGCUGGUGGGUCCAAAAAAUGGUUGGACGAGAGCCGAAACUCGGAAGUCAAGAAGAUUUUGCAGGAGUGCAAGCUGUACGACAUCGCCUUGAGCAUGGGUGCAAAAGCGCAUGCGUCCCCUAAUGUCGACGGCCUCAAAACGAUCUUGACCGAACAGUCUUCCGACACCUUUGCCGCUCUUUUGGAAAACGUUCUCGCUCUUGCUGAGUUGGACGGUGAUGACACUGAUCUUGACAACCUCGGAAGUCCGGAUUUGUUUUCACAAAGUCCUUCGACGGAAACCGGUUCGGAGAGUUUCAAACUUGGAGUUGUUCCGCCACCAAACUAUGUUCCUGUGAUGGCAGACCAACCUCGAGACCCGACCUUUGGGUUGAUGGGUCAUGGGAAUCUGGACCCGAUUGGGGCGUUUUUUGCUGGUAACCAGUUUUCGAUGUACACCCGCGGUUGUUGUGACUGUCGCUCGCAUCUGACGCCGGCCAAUUCGGGAAACCUAAGGAAUGGGCAGGAGACUUCGAUGGAGUCUGUCUCAGUACAUCAACUCGCUUGUCGCUUGCGAGACGUCCCGAUGGAACAUAACGUACCGGUUGAUCCCGAAUCUCGGAAAGUUCAAACACAGGCCCUUCGAGCCGGUAAACCGUUACCGCAAAGCGCUUUCGUCCCUCCACCUCCUCCUAACGCGUGGAUCGACAGGGACACGCGAGUCUUCCCAGGAGUAGGGUCGUUCUCGGUGGCAAGAUCAGCCCAACAACCUCCGCGGGACCCAUCGGCGGGUUUUGACGACCGCGUGGAAGCUCUGGGCGACUCACAGCCGCUGUAUCGCAGCUUCAACUUCACCGACACUUAUACGGCUUUUACCGAGAUGUUGGCUGCCACCACCGAAUUCGUCGAUGUUGUUUCGGGGCAAGAAGCCGCUGACCCUCCUCCUGGAAAUGAACCGGCUACUGUUGAACCGGAAGGUGCCGACGACGUUCCGUUCGAACUGUGGUCCCGGGGAAUGGUGAAAGCGUUGGUCGCAGAACUGUGCUAUUGGAUGCAGACAUCUGACAGCUUUGAAUUCUUUGUUGCCACCUGCUGGGAUGCACGAUCUCGGUAUAUCACAGUUGGUCUGUUGUCCCAAGUUCGCCUCCGUUUCUUUGCCUCUCCUGCUUGGUUGGCCCAAAAUUAUUGGUUGCGGGUUUGCCAACAACUUCGGGGAACUUGCUUGGGACUUGCAUUAAACAAACCCGAUUUCUUAACUAGCCCAGCUGCAGAACCCGAACCACGGUUCCAGAUCGGUGAAUUUGACCGCCCGGCCGACCGGUUGCCUCUCACCUCUGGAUUGGAUUCCGAAGCCGAACAAAAGGGUUGCUGGGAAUUCUUGCGGGCAGCUGAUUGCCGUUUCAUGCCCCUUUCAUCGCUUCAUCCACCUUCUAGAUCGGGAUGUCUGCCUCGAGUUGCAUCGGAGGGUUCCGCAGUGAUACCGCCCGCCUCUCACCCGGCGACUUGGUGUGAGGACCUCGAUCUCGAUGCGCGAUCGCCUUUAAUGGUUCUGACCAAUUGCUCUCGAAUCCGAAAGGGCGCGGAACACCUGUCAAUACAACAUCUCUUGCCCAUCGUUUCGAUCAAUGGGCCCGAGUCGAAUGACUCCGUUUGUUGCUGGUUGCAUAGCAAGUCACCCACGCCUCCAGCAGACAAUGUACAGGUUGUUGCUGUUUGGCGACUGGAUAACCGAACGUCCUGUUCCAAACGGCUUUGUGACAUCCUUAUCACCCGCAAAACAGAUCGCAUUAUUGUGAUCGCGGCAGUUGCGCAUUUCGGACAAGUCGAAACUCUGGUUACUCGAUUGCGCCGGGAAGAAAGUGACCACCGGAUUGUCCUGAUCCCGACUUCGAAACUUGAAUAUUUGUCUGCUACGUUGUGCUGGAAACAGAUCAUUAGGACCUUGUGGCCCCGAUAUCAGGUGGACUCGCAGAACAUGUUGGGAAUUGACCCUCCGUUGAUAAGCAAUACAACCUUUCCAAUGCCGACGCCCCUUUCUCCAAAUGCGUUCCGAACAGACGAGAGUUCUACUGGUUUGCUGCGCCGCGGGGUCCGCUACCAUUUGUUCACCAAUUCUCGAUCGUGGGCUUCUAGCCAAGCGCGAUCGCUGUUCCAACAAUAUGGAUACAUGAUUGACCGCCAAACGUUUUCGCAAACGUCGGCUGGUGGUUACUCGUUACACCGAGUUCAAGUCAAUGGCCGCUGGCCGCUCGUGAUUUGGGACUUGACAUUGUCUGCGGAACCCCGACAUCGCUCCUUUUGGGACUGCGCGCGUUCCCAGCAGUUGCGAACUGCACAUGAUUUGUGUGUUAUCGCCGACCCGUGCUCUCGGCUUGCAGCGCCAGAAUGGAGCCAGCAGGGCAACUUGCUUCGUUGGGUACCGGAGUUAGAAUACCAAACGCUCGAGCAACAAGCGUUGUUUGUCAUGAGGGUUGAAAAAAGUUAUGCUGCUAGUGGUUCAACAACAAUUGCGACCACUGCGGUGGCUCCGAAUGCUGAGCCAACGGCUGAACUUGUCGAUUUCGGUGAACUGUCUCCUGUAACUGACGUGGAUGAAAGUGGCCUUUCGCAAAAUUCCGAGUUAUUGCGCCUUCGUAGCGGUGACUUAAAGACCGAGAUUUCCUGUGCUCAAACCUGCUGCGCACAGAGCGCAUUGCGAGAAGUUAAAUGCCUCCCUGAGGUCGAAACGACAGCCCAUCCUCCUGUAGACGAUCACCUGGUUUCGCCGUUUCAAGAUAUCUUUGCGAAACUCUCUCGACCUGCACACCUACCGCCACGGCGUUCCGAGGGUGGACACCAAGGAUCUCAACAACCUAUGGUCCGAUGCCAGCACUUGCCCGAGGCCCGGUCGUCGAGCGAGUCGAACCGAGAAGAGGAACUCUACUACACACCACGUGAACGUGGCGUCCGACUGUCGUACGACACAUCGUACAUCUUGGUUACUAAUUGUGCGGCGGUCGCGUCCCAAGUUGACGUCCUCGAAGAUGCCGGUUACACCGUCAAGGAAGUUUUCCGACAACGGCACCGAGACGUCUAUCAGCUGGACGAGGUGAGCCCGCAGAUCCGCACGUCCACCCGUAGUCGUCCAGAUCGCCCAACGAAGAUUUUGGUGGUCUGGUCGUUCGAUAACCAAAUACCGAACUCGUUCGUCUUCGACGCUGCGUUUGAGCUACUCAGAUACGAACACGAUCUCGUUCUCGUUGCUCCUGAAAACCAACUGUCUCUGAAUCGUUGGUUUGAGCAAACAUCCGAUGCGCUGGAAGUUUCCGUCGUGCUUCCGCCCCCGGGUGGAGAUGCGCCGAGCCGCGGUCGACAUGUGUGGAGGUCUGUCUUGGAACAGUGCGGCACCCACCUGAAAUAUUGGCCUGAGGCCUCUGCACUGCGCCUCCCGAUCUCUGCCCUUGAGUCCGUGCAACGUUAUGCCUUGCCACUUGGCCCACCGAUAAAUGGAGCCACAGUGUUGAAAGGAAGUUUGUUCCGACGAAAGCAGGUUCGAGCGGAUUACCAAGUGGACGUGGUUUCUUCGGAAGGUGUUGUGUUGUUGCGCGUGCAAGGUGGAAUCAACGAGAUUGAACUGCGAUAUGCUUUUCCGACCUUGGAUCCGGCGGUCCUGGCGACAGUUACUUCGGAACCAGUUGACACAACCCAAGUAGUUGAUGCGAGGGAUGCAUAUGUGGAUUGUGCAUACCGCGCGGCUCACUACCGCUCGCCUGAAACCCGCAAAGCUGCGUACCGAACCCGGCGUGCUUUGUGCCGUCACCCUUGGCGGCACCCGCUCCCAGAAGCAGAUCCAUGCUACUUUCUGUGUUGGGUGUGCCUUAUCUGGUCUGCUGUUUGUUGGAUUUUCACCGCUUUAAUCGAGUGUAACGCAAUCGGCUUCGCCAAUGCAUUUGGCGCCCUCUGCAUUUCGGCCUGGUUGUACUGGCACCCACAGGACGCGGAACGAAGUGCGGGAUGCGGUCUCGCGGUGAAUUUGACAUAUCGCAUUGGCUCCGGCUGUGACGAGCUCCGAACGAAACUUGGAUUCCAGCGACAGACGCAACUUGCACAAGAUGCCACGGGUAAAACCGGUGAAUAUUCUGUCGAUCCUCUCGGUAACCGUGUUUGGGUAGGAAUUCCUUACGGGAAUAAUGGUGACGUUGUUGUUACACUGAUGCUCCUGGAUACUGGCUGCUUUGUAUCCCUAUAUCUACUGGGGCACACACUUGCGAACGCAUAUUUCCUAGCAGCGUAUGGCAUUGGUUUCCUCACGAUGCAAGGAGUGACAGAACUUGUCAACUUAGGCGCACCGACAGGACCUCUAAAAGAAGUGCUCCGAUAUGCUCACCUUGACCUGCAUUUUGCGGGUUGGCUCAAGAACGUAAAGGGCGCCUACGAAUGGUGGCGCAUCGGGCCGGGCGAACCUCGGAACGUUGUCCCUAUCGGGCCUGCACCUGGAGCAGGAAGGUCUCUAGUCGGGAACUGGACGUUCCAAACGUUAAACCGUACUGGAAACCCUAUCUGCACACCUCCUAAGAAAUGGGAAUAUUUGGGACGUGGGAUGGGAGCAAUGGCCGUGUCAUGGCUGUAUCCAAGUGACAGCCUCAUCGGAGGGCAUCAGUUGAUGAUGCGGCUCGGGUAUCAGAUGCCGUUUGCAGGUGCACCCGGCGACUCGAUCGGGUGCUACGUUUUUCAACGGAUUUUCCACGAGGCCUCGAAAACAUUGGUCUCCAAUUUCUUUGUACCGCGGGCGCCAGCGGGAGCAAAAAAUCACGAUUAUUUCCAACAGUUUUGUGAAAAGCGUAAGUUGAACGUGAAGGAUAAGAACCAUAAGAAACUUGCAGUCGCAGAACUCGAAAAAUGUGGUACCCCUGUCGAUGCGCCCCAACAAGUUCGCGCCUUGUACACUGUUAUGCAGGGAGACGAAAGGGAAGUCGAUAUUGAGACCAGUAGUCCCGAAACGUGUCCUCCGACGCCGGAAACGAGAGCGGCCAACAAUGGCUCCACGAACGUCAUUGUCCAACCAAAAACGACAACUCAAGAUGCAACUAUCUCAACGAGUAGUGCAACCAGAGUAACGUUUGGAGACACUUCGUUUGAACAAUAUGGCCCGGAGUUGCUCCCACAAGUCCCGCCAACUGUUUUUUCGAACUAUUCCGCCGCCGAGUUGCCGCCCAUCGAUACAACCGCGCUUUCCCGAAUCGAAGGCACCUCCUUCUCUUCAUUCUGCUCCCACGGUGCUAUGGCGUAUUCCGCGGUGCUAGUAGAUGAGGAUGGUGAAGCCACGUCUGCUGCUUGCUCCACGCCAGCUUAUGCUUCAGCCGUCACUGCCGAUUUUUCAGAACCGGACGUCGAGGCCACGUACAUGGAUGAUCUUCUGUUUUCGGACGAUGAGGAUUCCGGUAAAGAAUACGACGAGUACCGUGCGUCGCUCGCAGAAGACUCGCAGCCCGGCGUCGACGACGCACUUGGGAACAAACUACACCCACAACAGCGAAUGGCUGCGUUCAAGUGGGUGCAAGACCCCGAUCACACCCUCCGUUUCCGCAACAGAUGGCAACCGCACCUCUUGCGGGGGAGUGGCUGUGGAUUGAUCGUUUUGAUUUUCCUGUUGCUGUUCUCACUUGCCCAGGGGUUGGUGCACGAGAUCCGCAAGCCGGUUUCUAACUCCGCGCAACCGACGAAUCAAGGCGAAAAACCCACAACACCGAGUGUUCCAGUAUGGAACGAUGAAACUUGUUCUGAUGCGCAUUUGGCCGCACAGAUGCUCCGCGACGAUAAGACCGAAGGAGCGGUCCAACUGGAUAACGCAAAAGGAUACUUCCAAUGGUUGCUGUCACAACGUUUGUAUCGGUUCAUGACCUGGGUUUUCGCGCAUCGCGUAGCACAACCGUUGAGGAUGUUCCUAGGCUGGUGCCCUGCACCUCAGAUUUUCUGUGCGGGAACCCAAACCUUUUUCGGACGACUCCGCGAUCCUGGACUUACACAACAGGAUACAGAAACCCUGUUCGCGAAUUGCUCGGACGACACGCUGGAUGAUACCGACGCGCGGGACCGUCUUGAAACCGCUGUCAAAGAGUUGGCCGAGGGUCCUCGCAGCUCCGGGUUUAGUGUGUUCCAACAAGGGGAUGCCCUCUUGGCAGGCGAGGCAGGGUCGACAACCCGACAACACCGACAUGUUGCUGCUUCCCACGACCACGUCCCAGACCUCCAACCAAGCCUUUCCGAUGAUGACUCAGAUUACGAAGCUUCCUCAAACCCAGUCCGAAUCAAUGGGCACAUUCCGGUGACCCCGCUCCUCGAAUUCCGUGAUGACCGUGGAAUAGAUUCAGACUCGACAGUCGAAUCAGCUGAAGAAACCGAAGCGGAAGUGCGACCAUCAAUGUGGGCACAAAGAUUGUUGAACUGCCUUAAACCUCAGGUUCCGGCGCAACAGUUUUUCCGACAAGACCCGCACCUCCCACGUCGGGCUGACCAGAGGAAAACAGCAGAGGAGAAGAUCCGGUUCUUGGAAAUGCACGUUCGUGGACGUGAGUUCUUGAUUCCGUAUGUAGACGAUUUGAGUUUUGUUUUCAUGUUUGGGCUCCAGCUCCUUUACCGUUUGGCGAUCACAUUAGUGCGCAGCAUCCAGACCGGUUGCGUUUUCUCGUUGAAAAAGGUCAUUAUUGCCCAGAUCGUCGAUGCUUUAGGAUGGAGAAUCGACAUCCCUCGCCGUUGCCGGAUCGUCGACCCUUCGAAGGCUGCCGCAAUCCGGGCGUACAAGUGGGAGGCAGUUUCUUCUAGUGUUAAAUGCCUCACCCAGUUCUUGGCGAUCGCGUCUUAUUUGAGAGAUGCGUUCUAUCACUUCGAUACGGACUAUUUGGCAUCGUUCCAAGAACCUAAGAAACACAAAUUGAUGGCAAAGGACGAGAAAGCAAAAGCGGCAUUUGAAAAACUGAAGGACUCGCUCUCAUCAACAGUGGAACAUUCGGAAAUUGAUUUGGUGGGUGCACGAGGUUGGCAUGCCGCCCCUGCUGGACAUUGUGGGCUUUUGCGUGUUUCCAUCGAUGCUUCCCUUACGAGAGUUGCGUGCUUCGUGGUCCAGCUUCAACUCAUCGCCGGAGUUUGGACGAGUCGACUUGUACUAGCAGCUUCAAAAAAAUUCUCGAAGGACCAGAAACGGCGAAUCGGUGCUCACUCGCUGCACGCCGAAGUUCUCGCAUUGCUUUUCUGGGUGCGGAUCGUCAGACCUAAGUUGCCUCAGGUCGCAUACAUACUUCAUUUCGAUAAUAGUGUGUUGUCGUUAAGCCAACUCUGGUCUGUGUGCUCAAAUGGGACCAUUAUGCGCUCGUUGCUGGCUGCAGUCACCGAGAUCUUGUCAGGGCUUUCACAGGACGAAUGCUAUCUCGCAAACGUACUGCGGGACGCGAACAUCGCCGACAAAGGGACUCACCAGGAACCGCUCAAAGAAGAAAUACGACGCGAAAAAUUCCAAGACCUUAUUGAUUUGGUGAAGCAGUUAUAUGGACAUGGGAAAAUCGCACCACAACCUGCAAAGACGGUCAAAGAAGAGGCGGUCUCGGCAUUCCGGCGGUAUUCUGUGUGCUCCGUGGCUCCGAAUGCCACCCAUACACCGGUUGAUCAUGGUUUGAAAGGUCUCCUUACGGCCUGCCAGCUUUGCUCAACACACACAAUCCGUAAGUCGGUUUUGCAGCCUAAUCUCGCAACCCGGCAUCUGCUUUGCAUCCGAGAGAUUGGCCAAUACUUACCGGCGCAAAGAGUCUCCGUGCAGAUCGCGUUCGCCUCAACGAUCACCGAAGUCACUUGCUCUCCUCCAUUGACCGUCCUCUCAAUUGAGGAAAUCGAGCAAGGAGUCGAGUUUGUCGUGACCGCGUUGGGUAAUCGACCCGUGUCGGUCACACCAAAAAUCCUUGUGACAGACCUCACAACCGGGAAACGACUGCAACCGCGGUUCCUCGUAUUUGUGCAGCUUGAGAAUUACGACGCCCACGAAACCGCAGAGACACCAUUCCCGACAGAAGAUGUCUCGCUGGCGUCGUUCAGGCAUUUGCAGCCCGAAGUGCAGCUGAACGUCCGCGAAUUUCGGUCCAAGAUUACACAAAAUGCGACUGGCGAAGAGAUAAUCCAACGGAUGAAAGAACGAUUGGACAAAGCCCGCAACCGUCGGACCGCCGACUCCUUUAAGGAGUGGCACGAUCGAACAGCCAAAAUUUUAUUGCAGAAAUUCGAAAAGACGUUGCCUGUUUUUUUACGAUUGAUGGUGGUUAAAGUCUGCCUUGUGCUUGGAGAGGCCCUAUGGGCAGAGGGACAAGAAUUCCCCACCAUCACGAUUGCACGAGCAUACCACCCCCCGAAGCCUCAAUACACUUCGUGGGGCAAAUUCCGGAAAAUACAACUAGAAGGCAUUCUUGGCCGCAUCCUUCAGUUCCACUUACUGGAGAUGCUCCUCGAGGGUUUGUUGACCGAUCAUGUCUCGUUCAUACAUGGAGUCCCGAUCCACAUUUCCGCCAUGUUCCUAGCAGUCCGACAAGGAGAUCCACUUGGGCGAUUAAUUUGCGAAGCAGUAGAACUAAAUCGCGGCUUUAUGCCAGCGGUGUUGCCGUUAUUCUCGUGCGCCGAUGUCUGGAGAGAAAUGUUGCAGGGGCUGACGAAGGUCACAGCAAGUGGAUAUAACAAAUUGAAAAAUUCAGAGAGGACGUCGCAAUGUUUGACAACGAUAACACCACUUUCAGCACAAAACUUCGAAGAACGAAAGACGGCUGCACCGCGCGAAAAGCCUACCGUUCCCGUGACAUUCCCGCUAAAAAAACCCUUGUCCUUGUACGUAGGUCGGGUUGGAACGGAAGGGCAGGACAGUAUCGCAUUGUCGAUUCGUCCAAAAUACCCUUUCCCACCGGAAGGGCGACGUGACCUGCGGUUUCGGGGGGUGUCGGACGAGAACAGCCCUUACAAACGAUUCAAAAGAAUUGUUUCAUCGUUGUUCCCAACCGCACAACACCCGCCACGACCGACAGAAUAUGUUGUGUACGAUAUGGUCCAGGGAGCUGAAACACAAGCGCAGUGGGAAGCGCUUGCCAGCCGGAGAGGUGGAUAUAGAGUCUCGCUCAUGCCUGCUGGGACCCGGUGUUUUGCGGGGUUCCCGUAUGCGGGAUUUGAAUGUGCAAGUUGUACCUUGACACAAAUCGAUGGCAACGCCCAUUACUACAUUUGCGGGCGGACUAUCGACGAAGAAGACAUUCGACGAGGUGUCGGAGUGCCAGACGCGGGUCGACCACGCGAAACUGUUCCCCGACCGCCGCCAAUACAGAUCGGCGCCGCACCUGAUGAGCCCGAACAACAUGACCCACCACCUCAGGUCGAAACACCUGUGGUCGACUUACCGGCAGACACCCAUACAACGACAACAGAUCCAACAAGUGGACGUCGGAAGCGUGUUGCGGAUAUCGCGGCCACAAUAUGGCAAGAUGCACCUGACCAAUGUGGUGGCACCCAUAACCACGACUCCGUUGAAGCGUGGGCAUGGAUAAAAUUAUAUAAGACCGCGUUCCCAGAAACACGACUACAAACGGUGACGGCUGUACAGGUCCACGACCACCGGGACCAGCAAGAGGAUUUCAGGCAAGACAUUAUCUAUGCAGAGGUCCCUGAUUCCUCCGUUCGCGUCGCGGUGCUAAAGGAUGCGAAAGUGCUGUACUUUGGGUGUAUUAUUCCCGGAUGUGUGAAAAUCGUUGGCCGCGGUAUCGAAACUCAGACACCGUGCAUGGUUGCAUUUUACCAACAUAGACCCUCCUACACACUGACGCUUCCGGGAGAUCUACUUCAGGCGAUUACACAAGGCUCGCGAAAAGAACUUGCGCAUCUGUUCGACAUCGAAGAUGCUCUUUCUCGCGGACUCACCGAAGAGAAAUUAACGUCGGCAUUGCGACGAGCGAGGCAAGCACGAAAUGAAAAAACGAAUGACAGAUUGUUGCGACAACUUAUUGCUGACGCGCGGCGGUUUGCGAUUGAUGGCGGAUUAGUCUACGUUCAUCGCGCGCGACGCGGAUGGUUCCUUUGGCUUCCACGAACAGUCGUCCCACAAUGCCUCGGAGCAUCAGAUGUCAGCGUCUUGCGACAGGUGCUUGAUUUUGUACAUACGUCCCGUUUCCACGAGGGACCACUUGGCUUGGCACUGUUACUCGGACAACGCCGAUUAUUUCAUGACGAUGUCCUCAAAGUCGCGAGGGAACUCGUCGAGUAUUGCCUUGAGUGUUUGUACACGUCGUCGCACAAACCUGCACCGGGCGUGCCCCGCGGCGACCACACCACAGUUGGAUUUCCAGGGACUACCUUGUUCAUAGAUUACAUGACGCACUUGCCGCGAAGUUCCGCAGGAAACACGUGCAUUUUCACAGCUGUCGACGCCGCGUCACCGGUGAUGUGGGCCACAGCGCUCCCAGAGGCUACGGCCGAAGCCGCGGCUCAGGAGGUAUUCAGAAUUAACAAAUACGCUGAAUUUGGGGGAUAUACCGAAAUCCGGUGCGACAACGGAUCACAUUUCUUACAAGAAUUCGAAAAACACCUGCGUCGCCUCCACCUUUCUGAACUAUCAAUCGAACCUCCUCAAAUCGCAUACGGUGCCGCUUACCAACCCGAAGCGCAAGAAGUCGUCGAAGCACCACAUGCGGAGGUUAACAAAGGUGUUCGCAUUAACUUGUUUUCCGUCGAUUGCUUUGUCCGGGCCGAAGAAGACGACGGAUUUUCAGCAUGGCAGUUCGAUGAAGAACGAGCAGUAACAGAUUUGCAAAACGAUUCUUCAUGGGACACACGACUGAACGCUGUCGUUCGCCACAUCAUUGACCGACCACGAUUAACAGGAGAUGCUAGUCACAUUGUCGGCUACAGAGGUCGAGGACUCCGCACAGGAUUGCACGAACCACACCUCAUUUGCGAAACCGUUCCACAGGCAACAGCAUCUGAGAAGGGGGCAGAAUUUUCGUUGAAUAUUUCGUUGGCAACUGCGACAAGAGCGGCACAUAGAGAAGCCUCCAACUUGAAGAAACGCAAAACCCGCAUGGCCGAACCCCGCAAUGACCUUUCUAUGUGGUUAGGCCGCGGGCAGUUUAUCGCACGACUACGUCCUGCACCCCGGAAAUGGGAAUCUAGAUACAUCAGACAAAUUUUUGUCAUCACGAGAGGUUGUGCGCGGUCAGCAUAUAUUCAACGACUCGACGGUCGACCGUGCCGGGGCUUGAACCCCAUUACAGCGUCACAAUUGAUUCCGUUGCGACUCACACUAUCACGCGUCCGAGCGUACUUGCGCGGUUCGGGGUGUUCACAAGAAGAAACACAAAAACGCCUCUAUGAACUCCAAAAUCUCGGAGCAAUAUACGAAUCGGAACUCGAGCUGAUUGGCGAGCAGGUUACGUUAUCGGACCAUGUACGAUUCGCAGAGAUCGAAUACAAACGUCACAACAAUUUGCUGAUCGCCGUCUGGAACAUCGAUGGGCUCAACAGAACACUCGAAUCGUUCCCACGAUGGAGACGAUUGUAUUUGCUGUUGCGCACGGCAGAUAUAAUAUUCUUACUCGAAACAAAAAUCGCGACAAGAGACGAAGCCCGGUGGACCAACACGUUACGAGAGAUCGUAAAUGACGCUGCACCACAUGACUGGCAGAUCAAGUUUGCCAGCGCAUUAUUACGACCGGGGAACUUCGGGGUCGCAGCUCUUGCACGAGCUUCAGCAAAAGGAACGAUAAAGACCGAGUUGCUGCAACCGACCGGAACCCAUGAUUUUUGCGCGUCAAUGGAAGGGCGGAUCAUUAGCGUACAAACACCCCACGUUCUGGCAGUCGGUGUGUACUCCGUGAACAGCCGCCCUGGACUCAGACGGCUGGUGACCCGGAAAAUCUUCGACAGGAACCUCGCGCAGUUUCUAAACGGAUUACGCGAUGAUAUCGGUCGAGAAACCCCGAUUGUCGUGGCUGGCGACUUCAAUGCACUACAUAGUUUGAAUCGAGAAGGAAUCUCGGAAAAUGCUCCCCGGGUAGAUGAAGAAGGAGCUCUUAUCCCGUCGCUCACGCAGGAAGAACAUGCGUUGUUCAACGAAAUGCUCGAAGAAACCAAAUUCGAACGAAUACCAAUCACCGUUUCAGAUAAAGCAAACACGUACACGUUUACGCCACCGCGAACGGACCCAUCGAUUGGAUUUACAUUGGACCACGUGUUAGCUUUCGGAAACGUGAAGCCAGGAAAGCCACUCACGCAGAUAUAUCGUUUCAUGCAGGACUCCCAAUGGGAAACAAGCGAAACACCCAAAUUUCCUGUUGGAUUACUAGCGCCUCUCCAUGGCGACCACGGUAGUCUAGUUGCCUCCAUCGCAACAGAUUAACCGCACCACCUUAGACUAUGCCGAAGAGGCGUUGGUCGAUUAUAUGUGAACUGGUAGACGACAUACUCUAAGGUGGUGAUUGGAAGGUGGUAGUCAAAGCUAGACAGGAUCCAGAUAUCGGUCGAAAAGAAGAAAAGCAAAUCAAAACACGAAUCGAAGAUCCGAACUAAAGACGUGCGAAGAAAGUCGACUUCAAACGUGGAAAUUUCAAUGCGUGCAAUGAUCGAAAUCGUGAUCGAAGUCGACCUUGAGUCUGAAACUUGCUGUUUGAUGAUGAAGUAGAAAGUUGAAGUUGUUGAACGAAAGGUUGUGUAUGAAGUUGUUGAGCAUUUCACUUGGAGAAACAUAGAUCGAAAGUAAAAGAGCCUCAACAAAUCCUCACACAACCCAGCCAAACUUAGGAUUGUAAAUCACUUGGUAAGCCCGUCGGCCUAGGUGUAUAUCAUAUAAAUUGUUGAUUGAUCUCCGAUAUUGAAACAUAACAUCCUUUGCAAGCAUAGUUAUAUCCAAAACUAGAAUUACAUAUAGUUGAACACCGUCCAACCAUAAGCUAAGAACUAAACAAGAUAGUUAGAACGUAACUAGUCCGUAGUGAUCAUUUGAAACAUAUCUUGUUUGUACUAUUGUUGCUGACGCCUCCGCGCAGCUGUAAGUGUAACUGUUGACGCCUUCGCGCAACAAAGGGUUAGUCACUGACGCCUCCGCGCAGUGUUGUUAGUAGUAGUUCGAACCACGAAGAACAGUUACAUAGUUGAUCCCAGACCUUCGUCGGGACUUAAACACGACACACCAAAGUGACGUUUUGGAAAGACAUAAACGAACCACAAAGACUUUGAGUUGUUUAGGUUAGGCCUCCGCCAACCCCUUUCCACACCGUGCGUUGCAAGUAGGUUAGACCUUCGUCAACCGAACAAACCAAAGUUGUAGUUGUUGAGUCCAAAGGAGUGGCUACAACGAUAGUGCAGGUCCCAGAGACUCGGUGUUCUGUAUCUAGCUUCCCGCCUUCCAAGAUCCCGAGCAGAGUAUCGCUCAGCCACUUUUACUUAACCACGUAUGCCGUGGGCUCUAUAGUUCUUCCGAAUAGUGUUUCUACGAUCUAGCGCAGAAAAACUUUCCUCCUCAACCCGAUCCACAUCAAGAACACGUUGAAGUCUGACGAUGCUGCAUCGUUUUGGUGCUUGGUGUUGUUGAGUCUUGGACCUCCGGUUCUUUCGAAUAAAGGAUCAGAUGCAGCCCGAUGAUUUUUCAGCUUCCUCAUGAGUAGUUAUAUUCUCCUGGCCUACAACAUGAAGUUAGCUCCUCGAAUGAGUGCAGACUGACACAGGGGUAGUUUAUUAAUGAAGAGAUCAAAAAGAAGCAGAAGGUCAUAGCGUUUUGCUUAGCGAUUUUUCUUCACGAUUUCUUUUGGGUUUAGAUUUAACAAAAUGUUGACUGGCAUACGUCUGCCUAGCCAAUGCAAACACAGGUUCAAACACUGCUGACAUUUUUGAACCUUCCUUCUUUUUUCAUUUGCUUAACAUCUUGUCUUCGCGGUUUCUUUCGUGUUUAUAUUUAACAAAAUGACUGGCAAAAGCUGUCUCUGUGUGUCUGUGAAAUGUUUGCUUUCUCUGCGCCCACCACUGCUGGUGCGUCCUCAGAGGCAGACAGCUUUCUGCAAGCUCUUAGUUUUGAUCAUUUUGAAAUCGAUGGUGCAAAAUAGGUAAGUAGCGUUUAGAAUAGGAGGUUAAUGAACUCCCACCAUCGCCGGGCAGCUUCCUGGAGAACACGUGGGUCAUACUUUUAGUAUACCGCCCGCCAUAACCCCCUUCGCAAAACUUGUAAUUGUAAUUGUAACUAGUUAAGGUAAACACAAACUCGAACACUGCUGAGAAAGGUGUCGCUAAAGCUCUACUUUCUGCUGAUCCUGGUGCUUCGUCUUAUCUCUGUUUUUAAUCGUUGACUAUAUGUAUAUGGAUUACCGGAUUCAAAAACCUUCAUGCGUACGUCCUCCCACUGCCUUGACCCAAAAACUAUAGGAUUGCGCGAAAGCUGUGCAGGCAGAGAAGUAUUGGCGACACUGGAAGCACGUAGCGCGUUUCCACGAGAUAAGUAACAAGUAUACCCGUGCUCGCAUUUCCUCUGAUUUAUUUCUGAGGAGAAGCACCUGAUUGAAUAAUAUACUUAUUGAAUGGAGAACCGAAAACAAAAUGAUAAAAAUCAGAACCAUACGGUCUAACUUCUGAAGAGUGUGGUGAAUUUCACGAAGCGCCACAACUACCAGCACGCAGAAAAGCGGCCCGAUCUCUAAUAAACAAAAACCGCGAUGACUAAUCCACACGUUGGGCGAUAGCGAUAAGUAUCUUUUCAGUCUUUCUACAGCUUUCUCUUUGUGUCUGUGAAGUGUUUGCUUUCUCUGCGCCCACCGCUGCUGGUGCGUCGAACUAAUCGGAAAAUUUGUAAUUGUAAUUGGGCGAUAACGAUAAGUAUGAGCUCAGUUGAUUUGAUAGCACGCACACGCAGGCUCAUUGACGUUCGAAGUCAAUGAGGUCGACAACAUGACUGAGUAUACAGUAGCUGCUAUCCUCGGUUUAUCUUCGUUGACGGACGGCGUCAGCACAGGGGCAGUAGCGAAGAGCUUUGCAGACGCGUCAGCAGUGUGUAAGAUACGCUGCUUCUCUUCAGAGCCUGCUCUUCAAAGAAAGCGCUAGAAUUGUUACCUGAAUUGACAAGGCAGUGAAACUCAGUGCUUAAUGAUUAGGUUGAGGGCGAGACCAUAUUCGAGCAUAGCCAUAUCGUUGUAGAAGAAAGAAAGCUCCACACAUGAACAAGAUGAACAAGUAGCGCAAGAGCGGCAGGCCCAGUCAGCCUCUCGCGUGAGCGCGCAGGUUUUCAGCUUUAUUGUACUAAGCAGGAGGAAGAUUACUUGAGUCGUCUACUUACUCAGUCCGGUGAGAGAGCUUCAGGUAGAACGCUACUGAGAUCUCUUUCCCCUUAAAGCGAUAACCAUACCAGACAGCCUGUGACUAGAAAGACGAAGCUUGAAGCGUCAUCAGUCUGGGCAACCACUAAUCAGCAGUGAUCUUCUCGCCAACGCCUUGCCAGCAUGAUAGCUUGAAGAUGCUUGGUUAGUCUAGAUCAAACGUCAUACCGUUCCGGAACUAGCGCAAGUCGGUUGCUCUUGCGGUACUAGUAUAAGAACGGAUUACCGUUCCCGAACUAGCGCAAGUCGGUUGCUCUUGCGGUACUAGAAUAAGCAUAGAGAGUAAGUGUCAUCAACAAGUCCUCGUUUGUGCUGUUUGUCGGCAAUUUCGUGCGACAUUCCGAGCUGAAGGAACACAUCGUGUAUCCUACUCAGCAGAGUUGGAAGCCGGUAACAAGUGGUUGGUUCUCGUGAAAAAUUCUGACUAAAGAACAAUGUCGGAAUUUCUGCGGCAGUACCUAAAGAAACAGCCAGACCGGGAGAUCAAGUUCAAAACCAGUUUCCACAACACGGUGCUGGACGUUCUGAGAUCAAGAGGCUACAGAGAAACGGACGCUGAGCUCGAUUGGGAUAUCUAUUGGUGCGACAAGGAGUGGAUCCAUGAACAGCUUGACUACGUCCAUUUGCAGGUACUAAGACAACGACCAAGAAGAACGCUAUUUAAAUUAUUUUGUGGCCAUUCAUCUUCGUAGGUUCAGGUUGUAAGCCUGUCUUCGUUGUAUUAAAGGAAAGAUAUCGUCAAUGCUUCAUUUUCAAACAAGAAUGGCGUCAUUGAUAAGUUCAAGAAGCUCUAAAAAAGAAAUUAGAAUACCUCUUGUUAGGCACAUACCUCUUGUUAGGCACAUUCAUUCAUUCGAGAUCAAGUUGUAUAACAAACUUUAAUCUCAACCUCGCACUCUCUUCGCCACAUCAUCCACAGCCGCAGCAGCGCGUGAACCAUUUCCGGAACCACUUUGAGCUGACACGGAAGGAUCUUCUGAUAAAGCACGUGAAGAGAGCGAAGAAAAAUGCGGAGAAAAUAAGGCCCUAGUAUGCGAAUCAUUCGCAUUUACUUAGAACAACUACUUAUACUAUGUGCUAUGUUUAUGUAUGGAUGCGAAUCAUUCGCAUUUAGAAGGCAGUCUGCACUGAACUUUGUGCGAAACUCGCUUGCAAAGUACGCAGGUAGGUUUUGAUUUAUCGGAACUCGCUCACGAUACAAAAAAAGCGGGAUUAAUUGUAUUGUAUUGCAUGGGGAUCCUAUAAUUCGCAUUUACUUAGAACAACUACUUAUACUAUGUACUAUCAUGUAUGGGGAUCCUAUAAUUCGCAUUUACUUAGAACAACUACUCAUGUAAAUGUAUGGCUAUGGGGACGAUCCCUCCUCCUUGCUUCCGUGUACAAGGGAACCCUGUAACAUAUUCAAAAAAUCCCCACGUGCCGCCCACAAGGAUGGAUAUUCUUAUUACAGAAGUAAGAGGUCGUGGUCCUACUCCUAGCAGCUUAAGCUUUAAAAAGAAUGGGCAAUGCUGCGGAAGCAGAAGCUUUCAUGGGCAUAACGCCUGUGACGUACUCACUGCCUCAAGAGUACUCUAUGUUCGUUGAGGAGUUUAAGAAGAAAUCGAAUGGAAAACACUGGAUCAUGAAACCAGUGGGGAAGGCGCAGGGAAAGGUAUAAUUGAUGUUGUGUGUACUUAAGUAUAAUUAUCUUGUUGGCGUUUGCGCAUUUUUUACCGAUAUAAGUACUAAAAGAGAAAUUCGUAGAACUCAAAGAAGAUUCAAGGAAGUCGUAGGUCCAAUCCGAACCGACUAACAUCAUCGUAAGGACUAAAAGAAUUUAGCAUACGUUUACGUAAUCCUAUCCCAUCUUCUUGUUUUUUUGUGAAUUUUUUACCGAUAUACUGAAAUGUAGCAUGCAACAAGAACUUGUUGCUGUACCGUCAGAACUUAGGCUGUUGAUGUUGUCGUGAUCAUUUGCAGACUGAAACCCUACGGUCGUCACGACAGAGGCGAUAUCAGGGGCACAUACAUGACAUAUUAUACUAGAAUAAUUUAUAGAACGGAUCAUGUAGGAUGGACUUGGAUGGAUCGGAUGGACCCCCCUAAGUAAGAACUACGCGCUGUUGUACAACAACGACGAACAGGGUAUAUUUCUCUUCGAUUCGUUGAAGGCUAUUUCAGAUUGGAAACCGCAAGAACCUAGGUGGAGCAGAAUUAAGGCUAGUAUACCUAUAACAAUUUUGGACAUCAUCGCAUCCUUGAUGAAAUGUAUGGGCGAGGAGUAUCCACCUAAGGGAAUAAUACUCUCCCAUAGUACUUUUCAAGGAUGCACUUGAAAGAUGAAUUACGGACAGCUCUAACAGAAAAGCAGACGGAGAGCAUGAGUCCGAUAGGAAAGAAGUAGAGCCCUAUGUAGUUCAGAGGUAUAUCGCAAACCCAUUGCUCAUAGGAGGAAGGAAAUUUGAUUUGCGGCUCUACGUCUUAGUGACUAGCUGGAAUCCGCUUGUGGUACUUGUUUUAUGUCUUCUUAGUGACAAGCUGGAGUCCACUUGUGGCACACCUUAAAAUUAAAUAUUCAGUCGUUGUAUUCGAUAAAUUUAAAUGUGCCAACUCUAGUAACAUUAAGAACAUAAUCAUUAGCACCAAGAACUACAAGAAUUCCUUAAAAGAACAGGUCUACUUACAACCUACUUCUUGUUCCCAUAAUUACAUCAACGCCGAUGGUUCUGGUACUAUUUGGUAACCUGAAUUUGAUCAUAAGGGUUCUCUUCUUGUUUUCCCUUAUGAUCAAACUCAGGCGCUUUACCUCUAGGUGUAGUCUUCACUCUUUUCAAGCACUGUUCUCUCCGCUUCAAAGCUUACAUCAACGCCUACAACAUCUCUCUCUUCCUUUGAACAGGUGUACCUCUAUCGUAGUGGCUUUGCGCGAUUCAGUGGGUCGCGGUUCAGUAUGAAGGCGUCGGACCUCGAGAAUAAUGCUAUUCAUCUGACCAACGUCGCUAUCCAGAAGAAUCAGGAAAACUAUGACGAAAGAAGGGGAGGGAAGUGGGACUUGCAGCAUCUGAAGAGCUAUUUAUACUUAUGUUCAGGGGACCAAGUCUGAGCAACGAGCAACAUGGAGGUCUUCGUAAGUUUAGUGGUUUAGACAUCUGAAGAGCUAUUUAUACUCAUGUUGAGGGGACCGAGACCAACAUCUGAAGAGCUAUCUAUACUUAUGUUUAGUGGUUUAGGCGUUGGCCUCCUGUUCACCUAUCCAUCAAACUACCGAUCACAUCUUCACGAAGUAUGAUGUUCUUCCUUAGUAGCUGAGGUCUCCAUUGUAUUUGUCGUCACAAUGUCAUCUGCAACUGGAACUGUGUCUUCAUCUUGUCAACAUGGAUACGCUCCAUUAUACUAUGGUCUACAACAUCUUCUGCUCCAGUUGCUAUUGUCAACAUGGAUACAUCAUCUUUAGCUAGUACAAUACAACUUCCGCUCCAUCCGCCGUUAGAGAUGCUCCAUACUAGGUCCACCAUCUUUAACAAUCACAGCCUACAGCCGGGAGAGCGUGAAUCAGAUGUUCUACGAUAUCCAGGAGUGCAUAUUGCGAAGCCUGUUUGCCGUCCAAAGUGCCAUAAUUAAGGCUCAACUUAUUUCACUGGUCACGACCAUUUAGAUUUUUGGGGUCACUGAGUCGAUCGAAGGAGGAGACCCGUGCAGAGAGAACAGGGGAAAACGAAGGGAAAAGAAAGGGAGAGGCGUGGGGGGCCCUUUUCUUUCAGAGUCAGUGAACACUGAUUGCUCACCUUUAACAUAAUCUCAGACAAACACUGUUUCGAGCUCUACGGGUUUGAUAUCAUCCUAGCCAGCGACUUGAAGCCAUGGCUUUUGGAAGUGAAUAUUAAGGCUUAAUUACUUAUAGGAGAAUACCACUACUCCACAGAUAUGUCGAGUUCCUACGGGAGAAGAGCAGUCCUAGUCGACAGAUGCAGAUGUCUUACUCCACAGAUAUGUUGGUGAGUUACUACAGGAAGCUCCAGGUUUAGACAGUGAUUUUUGUGGGUUGUUCUGUCUUAUGGUCUAGCUCCGACGAGUCUAAAAAGCGCAGUCCCAGUCUGACAGCCACAACACGAGAAGACUACGAGCUCAAGUUCGGCUUGCUGGAUGACACGUUGACAGUCCUAGACCUGGAAAACUACUUUCGAGGACAGCUCGAGGAUCAGGUAUUAAUAUGUACUUGUUUAAUUUCAAGAUUCAGUACCCUGAGGAGCAGGAGCAUUUAGUAAUAAGUACAACUACCUGAGAUAAUCAUUAUCAAGAAAUGAAUUAGUAACUAACUAAUGAAAGCGCCUACAAUCUAAACAAUUCAUCACCCUCCUCAUUAUCGAAUAAUAAUGAACAGGUACAACAGGAACAGUUUACAAUAAUUGUGAAGAAAGCGCUACUUCUUGGUUGUUCAUUGCCUUUCUAUUGCAACCAAAUCGGUUCUAUCGCUGAAAAAAAAAAUAGUACCAUCUUAAUAAAUAAGAUGUAUGUACCCCUAGAAUGGGUUUACUACUACUACUACUAACUACAGGUCGGCGGCUUCGACCUGAUUUACAAGGCUGGCACGAAAAUAGAACCUCCGGCGCAGGCGAUGUACAAAACGUAUUUGGGAUCCCAUAACAAUCGUCGUGAGCAAUUAAAGCGUCUCGCGCGCGCCGUAGCCGCAAGGCAGGAGAGCAGUAUUGCGGGAGCAUGAGAAUAGCAGCACGCUGCGUUUCUUCAAAAAUCAAAAUUGCUGUGAUCAAAUUUAGUGAAUUUUUGUGUUCAUGAUCUGCUGCCUCCGACAACUCGACAUGCGCGAACGCGUAAUCGAGAUCGGGAAAAAGGAUGACGCUGGGCGCGGUAAUUGUGAUAUUCCUCUCUGUAGUUGCUUCUGUCUAAGUCUAACUGAAUAGAGAAAGUUCCUGUUGUCUGAAUAGAAUAAACCAAACUCAGUAAAGCACCUAUUGUCUACGUCUGAUUUUGCACAGAUACUGCAACCUGUUGUCUAAGUCUGAUUUUGCACAGAUACAACAAACUCUUGUCUGAUUCCCUGUUAUCUGAUUCUGACCACGACUCUUGUUGAAGAUGUUGUCUGUUUCUGAAAUUAGCCGUGUUACGAUGCGCAUUAUGAACCUGCACGAUGCGCAUCAUGAGAAAGUCGAG